Molecule: messenger RNA, 2651 nt
Organism: Coffea eugenioides
Lineage: Eukaryota; Viridiplantae; Streptophyta; Magnoliopsida; Gentianales; Rubiaceae
Product: transcription termination factor MTERF9, chloroplastic
Exons: 6
Coding region: 126-1712 (528 amino acids)
Biological process (GO): regulation of DNA-templated transcription
Molecular function (GO): double-stranded DNA binding
Source: RefSeq, a predicted model, not a curated record
CGGGGAGGAGAUAAUAUGCGAACCAAGAAGAUAAGAUAGAUGUUGUACGGUCCUCUCCCUUUAAAGAAGAACUUGUUUUUGCUUUCAAGGGCUUUAGGGUUUUAGAGUAUAUUCUUCUUCUUGCUAUGUCAGUCUCCUUUCACUCUUCCUACUAUGAGUAUGCUAUUAGACAGCAUAUGGCUACGUGCCCAAGCUUCAAUUCCGCAUUAUUUAGUGGAUUUCCCUUUCAAUCUUCUUCUCCUUCUUUAAUCUUCUUAAAUUUGUCCCGUGUUUCUUCUGCUGAUGGAAGCAGAAACAUUAAAAAUAGAGUUAUAUUUAGCAGAAUUGGCGUUGCGUCAUCUCAUUCCAAUCCGAAUAUUCUUAAGUCCAAGCACAUGUCUAGGUACGGCCGACCGAUUUCACCUUAUGACACUGAGGAAGAUGAUGCUGAAGAAAACGAGGAUGAUGAUUGGUUUUCUGACGAUGAUUCUCCAGGAGAUAAAACAAAAUCGUGGAAUGCAAGCAAAACAAGGCAAGUCGAGCACGAAAAUUUUGAAAGUCGAUGGGGUGUAAGAUCAUUGAACUCUGGGAAAAGCCUAGAAAUGAACAAAGGCAGGUUUGGCAAAAGAAAAGGAAGAAAUGCCUUAUACAUGAGAAACACUGGCAGUUUUCAUAAUACUUCAAAAUUUUUAGCUACUACUGGCUCAUCUGCUGGAGAUGCCAAAGAAAAGGACGUGGGAAUAUCCUCUAAGACCAAGUAUCACCGUUUAAUAGAAGAACUAGAUUUAGACGAAGGAUGCUUCGCACUUCUUGAUUAUCUCAGCGGCUUUGGACUAAAAGAUUCACACUUUAUCCAAAUGUAUGAGAGACACAUGCCUUCCCUCCAGAUAAAUGUUGUAUCAGCACAAGAAAGAUUGGAAUUCUUGUUGAGUGUCGGUGUUAAGUGCAGAGACAUUAGAAAGAUGAUAAUGAGGCAGCCUCAGAUUCUUGAGUAUACGGUGGAGAACAAUCUGAAAUCCCAUGUAGCUUUUUUGGCUGGUUUGGACAUUCCAGAUUCAAAAAUAGGGCAGAUAAUUACAGCAACUCCUUCCCUAUUUUCUUACAGUGUGGAAAACUCAUUAAAGCCCACAGUGAGGUACCUGUUGGAGGAGGUAGGUAUCCAGAAGAGUGACCUAAGCAAGGUUGUACAGUUGAGCCCUCAAAUCCUGGUUCAGCGGAUUGACAGUUCGUGGAAUACUCGUCUCAAAUUUCUUGCCAAAGAAUUGGGUGCUCCCAGAGAUAGUAUAGUGAAGAUGGUCACAAAGCAUCCCCAAUUACUUCAUUACAGUAUUGAAGAUGGAUUACUCCCAAGGAUUAAUUUCCUGAGGAGUAUUGGGUUGCGCAAUGCUGACAUAUUAAAAGUCUUGACUAGCCUUGCACAGGUGCUCUCACUUUCUCUGGAAAAAAAUCUGAAGCCUAAGUACAUGUAUUUGAUAAAUGAACUUCGAAAUGAGGUUCACUCAUUGACCAAGUAUCCAAUGUACCUGAGCUUGUCUCUGGACCAAAGGAUUCGGCCUCGCCACAGGUUUUUGGUUUCUCUGAAGAAAGCUCCAAAGGGACCAUUUCCUUUAAGUUCAUUUGUGCCAACUGACGAGCACUUCUGUCAGCAAUGGGCAGGAACGAGCUUAGACAAAUAUCUCGACUUUCGGCAGAAAUUAUUGCUCAGGGACUUUGCAAAGAAGUAUGAAAGAUAACACAGCAAUAUUUAAAUUUGAAAUUUGUCUUCUUCAGACAUUGUAGAGGAAAUAAUGUCUCUUCUAUACCAUUAUGCACCUCUUUCUUGAAGCAUUCAAGAAUUUGUGAGGGUGAACCUCUGAUGCUGUUUCACAGAUAUAUGGUAAGAGAGUCUUUGCUUUCAGUAGAUUAAUUGGUUUCAGUUACUCACCUAGUUGGACUGGUGAAGUACUUUGUUAACACCAUAAGGUUUUGGAUUAAAAAUCUUAGAGCAUUAAUUAUGUUCAAAUUGUGCAUUUGCUUCGUCCUCAGACAUCCUCAGACAGAGUGCGAUGCACUGAGCAUCUCAUAUUGAAGAUUUUAUUUGACUCUGUCACUGUUCUCCUUGCCUGUUACUGGAAAUGAUCUAACAGGAAGCUGAUAUAUUCAUGGUUAUAUAAAAGUCAAAAGUGUCGAUGAAGCCAGGACGUUCAAGGUUGGCCCUUUCCAAAAUGAUGCUAUUUCAUCAUUGGAUUUGCUAGUAUUAAGCUCGUGUCUGAUGGCUCUAAUUUCAACCUAUUACAGGUUAAUCCUACUUGCAUUUUAUCUCAGGGUUUUUCUUUUCUCUCAAGUGGCUUACAUAUUUUCUGGUGAGAAACCAGAGGUUAACAAGUCAUUGUAAGUCCUGGAUGAUGUAGACUGCUGGAAUUCCAGUAUUGCGUUCAGAUCAAAGGAAUCAAUGCAUAUGGAUACCAGAAAUAUAGCGACACCACCCACUUUACAAGCCAUAAAGAAGCAUGUAUGAGAGCAGUACUAUACAUCUACCUGAUCUGUAUCUUAUCGAAACAUGGUCUGUUUAAAGUCCAAACAGAGAAGGGGCAACUGCCUAAACUCGGUAAAAUUUGUCGAAUAGAUUGUAAAAUCAUAUGUUUAGCACUGUGAAUCACAUCAUUGUAAAAUCUUAUGAUUCAUGUUGUCCA